AUGUCCUCAAAUGAACACAAGCUCCAAAAGUUUCUUCAGGAGAACGAAUCGAUUGAUUACAUUCGUCUUCAAUGGCUCGACUACUCUGGCAUUCUGCGCACCCGGUUUCUUCCUGUUGCUCGAUGCCUGGAAAUAGCUCAAGGAAAUGAGGAAUACCUUCUUCCGCAAGUGAGCAUGAUCUUCCCAGUCUCAACAGGCCCGACGAACCCUGGAAGUGAUCUCGAAAUCUGGGUACUGCGCCCUGACUGGUCCAUGCUACGUCGCUGCGGAUUUAGACCUCGUCAUGCCUCUGUCAUGUGCUUCUUGGAACACAAAGAGGCCGAGGAGACGUACAGCAAGUGUCCGCGGAUGCUAUUAUCUCGUGCCCUUGAAAGGCUUGAGAAAGAAUGGCACACAAAGGUCCUGGCCGGCUUUGAGAUUGAAUGCAUGCUCUUGGACAAGAACUGUGAGCCGCUCAAUGUAUUGGAUCGGUUGAACAGCUAUCAGACCACUGCGGGGUUGCGAGGCCAGACACUAGACAUAGUGGAGGAGAUUCUCGACAAUCUCAAGGACUCAUCUAUCCAUAUCUAUCACUUCCAUACCGAAACCCACGAUCAGAUAGAGUUUGCGCUCAGUCCUGAACCGCUACUCCUCGCUAUCGACUCUCUAAUCCUAGCACAGGAGACUAUACGUACCGUCUUCGUUAGGCACAAUAUUAAGGCAACAAUGACUCCUAAGCCACUCCUCGCAGGUCCAACGAAUGGCAUUCACUUACACAUGUCGGUUGACCAGCUAGCCCUGCCGGACACAAAUAAUUUCCUCGCAGGUAUUCUGAGCCACAUGAGUUCUCUUUGCGCCUUCGGGAUGGCCAGCUUUGACGGGUAUGUUCGGACUGGGACAGACGCAGCUGGCGCGUGGGUCGGGUUUGGCACUGAGAACCGCGACUUGCCAGUGCGCAAGAUAAGCGAUCAGCAUUGGGAGUUCCGUAUGCUGGAUAGCACCUCAAACUCGUACCUAUUCUCUGCGGCUGUUAUUCUGGCUGGCUUGAGUGGGCUGGCCCAGAAGGCGGAUCUUGUUUGGGAAGACUGCCGCGUUUUCCCUAAUUCGCUGGAUGACGGAGAACGUGCAAAGUACCAAAUGAACAAAAGAAUGCCUGCUAGUUUGCAGGAAGCAUUGGAGUCGCUGAAAGCGGACGCUACAAUGAAUACUUUGAUACCGAAAGACUUAUUGAACGCCUACAUUCACGUGAAGGAGAAGGAUGUCCAGAUAUUUCAAAAGAUGGGAGAGGAUCAGAGGCGCCUUCGGUUCUUAGAAUCUUUUUGA
Molecule: messenger RNA, 1302 nt
Organism: Lachnellula hyalina
Lineage: Eukaryota; Fungi; Ascomycota; Leotiomycetes; Helotiales; Lachnaceae
Product: Protein fluG
Exons: 1
Coding region: 1-1302 (433 amino acids)
Molecular function (GO): glutamine synthetase activity
Source: RefSeq, a predicted model, not a curated record